Mya arenaria is the source of this 1304-nucleotide messenger RNA. RefSeq lists its product as uncharacterized. The coding region runs from base 1 to 1158 and encodes 385 amino acids. The transcript has 9 exons. The record is from RefSeq and is a predicted model, not a curated record. Lineage: Eukaryota; Metazoa; Mollusca; Bivalvia; Myida; Myidae.
AUGUAUCACGAGUACAAGAAGCCGGCGUCAUUCUUUAAGGAGAUUCGGGGACUCCCGGUGAUGCAAGCGGCCGGGGAGCUGUACACCAGCAGCAAGAAUAGCUCCCGGAUACUGAGUACCGGCCUAGCCAUCGUCGAGUACGGCAUCUCUAGCGUGGCCGGCAAAUUCGAUACGGACUCUGUCAUUGCACAUCGCGUGGAUGAGUUAGCCGGAGAGAGCGUAUGUAGGCUGAAGGAAAAAUACCCCGCACUGCAAGAGCCACCAGAGGAGCUAAAGAGCCAGGCGCAGCUGACCGCGCGAACGGCGGUACGGUGGGUGAUGAAGACGGUGCCCGGGCGCCUCCUCAUGGGCGGCCUUGAUUUAGCCAUAGACGCCGGGGAGGGCGUGAUGCGGCAGCUCCUUCCCAGGGACAAGAGCCCCCGGAAAUUACCCGGAACCAGGGCGGCCGUCAAAAGGCAGCCUUUGAAGUCUGAGCCCAAGUAUGCAUCCGAGGACAGUGGCGCGUGCGAGGGUGACGGCAGCGCCCGAACGUCAGAUAAAGCAUUACAGACACGGGUUGUCCGAAGACCGCAGCCACGCGGACUCCGCGGAAAGGCCUUGGAAGUUAUUGAAUUUUUGGUGAGCCGCCUGAAAUACGUGCGGCGGUACGUCGGUGGCAAGCGGAGGCGGCCAGCCAGGGUUGGCAUGUCCCCGGAGAAGGAGCGGGAAAUAAGAAACAGACGCAGGAUAUCUCCUCGGAAGAAGACACCGACAUCCCUGAUAGGACGCCUGACCAGCAAGCUCCUCGGAUACAAGGCGAGCAGAUUCGUCGACCUGGGAAAAGGUACUGGCGGGUUAGGCGAGGCUGAGAGGAAACGGAAGCACGACGACAUUGUGUCGGACCCGGGCUCGGCCAGCGAGGAGGACCUGCAUAACUUCGACUUCAACAACUACAACUCUGACGAUGACCCGGACUAUCAGCCAUCUGCGACUGGGGAAAGCGACACGUCAGUGAGUCAGGACUUGUCGGAGAGUGACAUAGAGGCGGAAGUGGUUGAGCAUGGGCCGGGUCUCCUGCAGCUUAAGGAUAAGCAGCCCGGCAUCCUCCUUGCGUCCCAGCCGAGUAAAGCCCAACCCGAGGAUGAUAUCUGCCUGAAACCCCAGUGGCAGAAACAGUGACACUUGUGGCAGAUAUCCGGACACUCGCGAAUGAUACACGAACCUACAGUGUUAGAGAGUGUACUUAUCAUGUGCUAAAUAAUGUAUAACGAUAUUUAAUUUCCAUAUUUAUUUCCUUAUACAACAUUUCUGAUAUGACUAUUACA